AUGACCGUUCGAACGGACCUAUCAGCGUUUCGCAAGCGAGACCCGUGAUUCCUUGCGCGUUGGAGUUCAGAUCAAGGUUUUCUGAUCGGUCGUCGUAGUUUGAGGAGGUGAAAAAAAGUGUGGCGGUGCUUUCGUUCGAUAUUCUUUAUGAGAUCUUACAUUUAACGGUUGGCUCCUGAAUUUCUUUCGCAGCCGUAAGUAACGAGAGCUUGAUUAUCUCGCGUUGUACAUAAAAGCCUUUGUGAAAGUGAUACUAUGAUUGUGGCAUACAUGCAAGAAAUCGAGACGAUUCCAGACGAACGUCAGUCUUUCUGUUUGCCCGUCGAUGCCAAAAUGUCUAAUCUAGCGUGAUCUAUUGUAGAGGAUAGAACGUCUCGUAAAUAAACACGUAGUAUCGUUCGAACCUGCAGAUUUUAUCGCAUCCUGAUUUGGAACUGUAGUAUCUUUGUGACUACACCCCAUCCCCGAAUAUCGUCGCUGAAUUAAUACCUAACCCUCAAUAGCCCAUUGUCAAGCAGCUUCGAGGUAUUCCUAGAAUCCAUCGACGAUUUCGCUACGUAUUACAUACGGAACAAUUUUCACGCAUUUUUCAUCGAUCUCAUCUAAGUUUCUAAAUAAACGUAUCUCGAUCUGAUCGUAUUGUUGUACGAAUAUCAUAAUUGUUAUUUUUAUGUAGCAGUUCCAUCUACCGUACUACGUACAUAUUUUAUAGCGCUAUAUAUUAUAGUAACGAUUUUUUUUUUUUUAAAUUAAGUAUCGUUGAUAUUGAUGAGUAAGUCAAACAUGUUUGCAAAUAUGUUUCCUUUGUAGUAUAACAUAUAUAACACAAUGUAAGGUGUAUAUAUGUGCAGAUAUUUCAUAAUAUCUGUGAUAAUAUGUAGAUGUUAGUGGGUUAAUUAAAGAAUUUGAUAAUAGAAUUAUCUUCGAAAAUAUAUGUGCUACCUUUAAAAUACAUAGUAAUGAGUAAAAAGAUUUAAUAACGAAUCCAUUGAAUUUAAAUUUAAUUUUAACUUUUUAUAUGUUUUUGUAAAAAAAUUUCAUAUUUCUCCUAUUAAGAGAAAUUACGUUUAUAUAAUAAACAAAACUGCGUAUAACUUCAUUAAAGGAUAAAAAUAUCUAACAUGUUCAGUAAUAUUCAUAUAUUAUGAUUGAACUAUAACAUUAUGGCUUUACUUUCGAAUAUUUUUUAGAUGUCAGCCGCAACUACACACAAAUACCGUUACAAAAAUGUGGGCUUAGACUCACAAGAACUAAGACGGCGUAGAGAAGAGGAAGGUGUUCAGUUAAGAAAACAAAAAAGAGAACAACAAUUAUCAAAGAGACGUAAUGUUCCUAACAUAGUUACUGCUGAUGAUGACAAUGUUACAGCAAAUGAAUCUGCUUUUCCUGCACCACAAUCAAAAACCUCUAUUAUUGUACUCGAAAUGGUGCAAGAAUUGUACAGUCCUAAUCCUGAAGAUCAAUUGGCAGCUACACAGAAGUUUAGAAAAAUGUUGUCCAGAGAACCAAAUCCACCGAUAGAUGAAGUUGUAAAAACUGGAAUUGUACCUAAAUUCGUUGAAUUUUUGCAGAAUAAUGCAAAUUGUACAUUGCAGUUUGAGGCUGCUUGGGCUUUAACGAAUAUAGCAAGUGGAACGUCCCAACAAACGCGUGUAGUAGUGGAUGCGGGAGCUGUACCAAUUUUCAUAUCAUUACUCAGUUCUGAAUAUGAAGAUGUUCAAGAACAAGCAGUUUGGGCAUUGGGCAAUAUUGCAGGAGACAGUGCUGAAUGUAGAGAUCAUGUAUUAGACAAUGGAAUCCUUACUCCUCUUCUGCAAUUACUUUCUAAAGCGACACGUUUGUCAAUGACACGUAAUGCGGUAUGGGCAUUAUCAAAUCUUUGUCGAGGCAAGACUCCACCACCGGAAUUCUCGAAAGUUGCACCGUGUUUGCCAGUUUUAGCUCAUUUUCUUAAUCAUACGGAUAGUGAUGUUCUCGCAGAUACUUGCUGGGCUCUCUCCUACUUAAGUGACGGACCAAAUGAAAAAAUUCAAGCAGUUAUCGAUGCAGGUGUAUGUAGACGAUUGGUGGAAUUACUCAUGCACCAACAAGAGAAUGUAAUCAGUGCUGCACUUCGAGCAGUGGGUAAUAUAGUUACCGGUGACGAUGUGCAAACACAAAUCGUUCUUAAUUGUUCUGCAUUGCAAUGUUUGUGUCAUCUGUUGAAUUCGUCGCAAGAAAGUAUUCGCAAAGAAGCUUGUUGGACAAUCUCUAAUAUUACGGCAGGAAAUCCUCAGCAAAUUCAAGCUGUCAUCGAUGCCGGUAUAUUCCCGAUCCUGAUUGAAAUUUUAGCGAAAGCUGAAUUUAAAAUUCGAAAAGAAGCGGCAUGGGCAAUCACUAAUGCUACAAGCGGCGGUGCACCUGAACAAAUACGUUAUAUUGUUGUUGAAGGAUGCAUUCCACCGUUAUGUAAUUUGUUAACAGUAAUGGAUCCCAAGAUUGUUCAAGUUGCAUUAAGUGGUUUGGAAAAUAUUUUGCGUGUAGGAGAACAAGAUGCUGCCACGAAUAAUGGUAUCAAUCGUUAUGCGGUACUAAUCGAAGAAUGUUUCGGCCUAAACAAAAUAGAAUUUUUGCAAUCUCACCAAAAUGUAGACAUCUAUCAGAAGGCCUUCGAUAUAAUCGAACGAUAUUUCGGAUCUGAAGAAGAAGAUACUCGAGUUGUACCCACCAUUGAUGCGCAGGGACAACAGUUCCAAUUCAGAGCGUCCGAUUCAUCUCAGCUACCAGUUGAAGGCUUUGACUUUUAAUUGACUAGUUUUAAUGGAACCUUUGAUUGUAUCACCUGAUUCAAUCUUGUUUCGUUCGUUAUGUUUACGAUCAUUUUUUCUGAAAAGGACAUUUUGAAAAUGAAGGAAAAAUCAGUCAGAUGCAGAACAGUGGUAUAUUUAUACAUACUUUGAAUUUAUUUGUAUCGAUCAGAAUAUCAGUAAAAAAAAAAAUCUUGAAGUGAUCAGAUUUUUGCUCGACGAUAAAGAUGAGUAAAAUGUUUAUACGCAGUUAUUUUAAGUUGUUUUCUCUUAUUAUUUUAGCUACACCAUACGCAUCGUUCUAAGUUUAGUGCAGAAACACGAUUAUGUUUAUUACGAAUCUAUACCGAAUUGUGACAAUUCUUUCAAUUUGUAAGUUUUGUAGCAAUUCGAAUAGAUAAUGUUCGAACUCAUAACAUAAACCGUAUUUAGUAUGAAACGUUUAGUUUAUUGGAAUUAACAAAUUAAAUAUCUUAGUGCUUAAGUAGAAACAAAUAAUUAUGGAAACAAUGAUCAGGACGAUUUACUACUGAGGUAAACCUAUACCUCAAACGACGUACGACUGACUCAGAAUUACGGAAAACUUGCACAACUGGCAAGACAUUAAUGACUGAAGUACGCGACUACGUAGCCGAUACAGACAACAUUACGCAACGCGUUACUCACAUCCUUACUACAUUAGGUAGGAACAUGACCAAUUAAACUUUUUUACUGUAAAUACGUAUCUUGUAAUUUUGAGGCUAUUUUAUACAGAAUGUCCUUAAGAAAAGAAGUAAUAUUUAUGUUAAAUAAAUGUAAUUUCUAAUCUUUGACAGUACAUAUAAGAUAUUUUUACAUAUUAAAUAUUUUACUCAAUCUUGGUAUAGAUGCAUUGCUAGAAUAUUUUUUUUUUUUUAUAAUAAAUUACGCGAAUUUUAAUAUAUUUCUCUCAAAUUGAAAAAUUUUGAAAAUACGAUUGUACAUAAUUAUGUUUAAACUUUUUAAAAUUUAAAUUUCCCAUUCUUUUAAACUUAACUUUCUAAAGUAAGCAAUAUUUAAAUUAUUCUAAUAAUAAAUAUUUUAAAAGUAUAUUUAUAUUUUGUUGAUAAAGAAACAAAUUUUUCGUACUUAUCGUAAAGCUCGACCCUAUACGUAAUUGUAUUAAAUUCUGGAUAUUCUGUAUAAAAAGUCUGUGACUGUAUAAAAUGUAUUUAUUAUUUAGGUUUGACGGUACCAUGCUAUAUUAUGCAAGAUAUAUAAAUAUAUAUAAAUAUAU
This is a messenger RNA of Heterotrigona itama, 4041 nucleotides long. The record is from the annotation of a GenBank genome assembly. NCBI's taxonomy places the organism in Eukaryota, Metazoa, Arthropoda, Insecta, Hymenoptera, Apidae.